CGUAAAUCCCACCUUUUGUCCAUGUUUCAAUAAUUCGAAAUUUCUAGUAUUCUGUCUGGUGCAAUGCCAAAUAAUCUCCAUGCGGCCGUUUUUUAAUAGACCUUCCUGGGCAAGCAGAGGCGAAGAGCCGUCUUCAGACUUUUAUCGUCGUGGAGACCAAACCUACAAGGACAUUAUUGCCGCCAGUAGAGAUGCCCGGAAGAGACUGGAAAAUGGAGUUGACAUCUCAACAGACAGUAAGCUAGGACCAGAGCAACAUGUUUCCCGGGGAAGCGUACCCCAAACGUGCCAUGACCAGAUAACAUGUGGUGAAAGAAACCUUCACGAAUGCUCCUCUAGACCUCGCAAUCAGGUCGAACCCCACCAGCGCCAGCGCACCAAGUCUCUUGUGUCCGAGGACUCAUGGUCUUCUUCUCCCAGUCGCAGUCGGGUUUCGGGUGUCCGAGCCACAAAUUCGAGGCAUACAACAGAGUGCCCGAAGAGCGAACAUGAGCCAUCUCGGGAGCCACAUCAUGAACGGGGUAGUGCAGUUCCUGGCGAGAAUUUUCCCGAAUCACGAAAGGAUAAUGCAGCCGAUGAUGUCGUCCAAAUUCUUAUUACUUCGCAGAUUGAGAAUACACAGCCACUUAUCGUCUAUCGCAGAAUGACACAACCACUCCGAGACGUUCGCUUGGCUUGGUGUCAUCGUCACAAAUUCUUGGAAGAUACGCAACCCUCCAUAUUUUUGACAUGGAAGGGUAGGCGGCUUUUUGAUGUAACAACUUGCAGAAGUUUGGGAAUCAAACCGUCGAGUGAUACUCUCUUUUCGCAUACUUCCGAUUCUGGCGAGAAAUCCGUUCAUAUCCACAUGGAAGCUGUCACGAGCUGCCCCAACAGUUUCAAUAGUCGACAGUUCUCGCCGAUCAAUGAACGUGGGUUGGAUCAGUCUGUGUUGAAUAUUGAAGAGACGAGCGAGAGGGACCAAAACCUAUCUAUUAGAGUCGUUCUCAAGUGCCCUGGUCAUGAUGAGUUUACAACAAGAACUCCUCCCAAAGCGCCUAUCUUCCAAAUCAUCACUGCUUUCCGUAAGGCAAAUAAGAUCGCACUGGAAAAAGAGAUCUAUUUAGUAUUUGAUGGUGAUCGCUUGGAUCCUGGAUCCUGCCUAGCAGACUAUCAAAUCACAGAUGACGAUCUCGUGGAUGUUAUGACUAAAUAAGCCUUGAGAAGAUAAUAAUUCCAAAGAUAGUUUGAAAUUGAUGUUAUUUUCGAACA
Aspergillus candidus is the source of this 1251-nucleotide messenger RNA. Its product is annotated as small ubiquitin-related modifier domain-containing protein. The record is from RefSeq and is a predicted model, not a curated record. Gene Ontology annotation, molecular function: protein binding. The coding region runs from base 80 to 1195 and encodes 371 amino acids. The transcript has a single exon. NCBI's taxonomy places the organism in Eukaryota, Fungi, Ascomycota, Eurotiomycetes, Eurotiales, Aspergillaceae.